Messenger RNA from Carica papaya (papaya), 930 nucleotides. RefSeq lists its product as uncharacterized. The record is from RefSeq and is a predicted model, not a curated record. Lineage: Eukaryota; Viridiplantae; Streptophyta; Magnoliopsida; Brassicales; Caricaceae.
AUACAGUGACGGAUAAAUAAAUGGCUCAGAAGUAAUAUUUCAAACAAUUCAAGGGCAUUCUCACAAACGCUCUCUCUAUAAAUACAACAUCUUUGCAAUGCCAUGUCUCCUGACUCACAAAUCCAUUACCAGACUAAAAAGCUUUCCAUUUCAAAAAGCGGCAAAGAAGAAAGUCAUGGGGAAUUGCCUAGUUCUUGAAGAGAAAGUAGUAAAGGUUAUGAGGACGGAUGGGAAGAUCCUCGAAUACAAAGCACCCACCAAUGUCCACCAAGUUCUCUCAGAAUUCUCGGGCCAUGCAAUAUCUGAUUCAUUCCCAGACUUCCGGCAUCUUCAACCGGACACCAAACUGCUUGGAGGGAACUUAUACUACCUUGUGCCUCUUCCACUGGCGCGCCAAGAACGUAAGAAAAAGAAAGUCAGGUUUUCAAAUCCGGAGGUGGAAGAAAACGGGGGACAAGGAAGUGGGUUUGUGAGGAUUAAGCUGGUGAUCAGUAAGCAAGAACUGCAGGAGUUACUUCAAAAAGGAGGAGAAGAGUCAGUUCACGAGAUUGUUUCGAAGAUUCAGAGUAAACAGUUAAGAAUAAAAGAGAUCGACCAUGAAUCUGAUGGUGGUGAUACAAAUUGUAGAGGAUGGAAGCCUGUGUUGGAAAGUAUACCUGAAGUAAACUAGUGACAAAUAGCGUAAAGUCUAUACCCUUCUCUCUUUACUAUAAAGAAAUGUACAAAAAAAAGAAUUGAAAAAAGAAAUACACACUUGGACUCGUUAACCUUCUGUAGUUUUAAAAAAUAUAUAGACAGUGUCUCCAUCAAAAGAAUGGAACAAAACAAUACAAUUUAGCUGCUCUUCAGAUAUCACUAGUGCUCGCUAUAUAUUCUCUUUUAUCUAGUCUAACAAAUAAAGCUGAGCAAUCAAGAACCAGAAAAAACGAA